Molecule: messenger RNA, 1054 nt
Organism: Amborella trichopoda
Lineage: Eukaryota; Viridiplantae; Streptophyta; Magnoliopsida; Amborellales; Amborellaceae
Source: RefSeq, a predicted model, not a curated record
AUGUCUGUGUUCCUACAAUCAAGAGGUCUCCUCCUCAGGCUUCUUGGAACUUCUCUCACUGGCAUUCUCACCUUCAUCGCCUGUAAAAGACUGAAUGACCAAAAUGCCCUCCAUGCGCAAUACCUCGAGAUCCAAAAUGCGCUUAGUUCAAUCCCAAAUAUCUCUCAAAACCCACCAACCAUAUUUCUCCUUGGCUUCCAUGACCAUGGCAAGAGCUCCCUUGUAAACACAAUGUGUAGGGUCCUCUAUGGAGAAGAAGGUCCCCUUAUUCUUAGAGCUGAGACUGCACCCCAUUGUCUUCUAAGCACCACCUCAAGACACAAACGUGUUAGUGUUAGGAACCCUUUUGGGGGUAACCCUGAAAAUAUUAUUAGCCUAGUUGACACCCCACCUUUGCCGGCUGCCGAUAAGCUGCUGAAAUCCGAUGUGAAAACCCUUCUCAAGGUUGUGCCUGAGAAUCAAAAUCCGGGAGGAGGGAUGUGCCCUGUGCCAGAGUGUGUUGUACUUGUUUUGGGGUCGAAGGAUGUGAUGCUCGGAAAACUUCUUAUGAAAAAGCUUCCGGAAAUCGUUUCCGUUUUGCGAGAAGAAGGUUUACAAUUUGUGGUGGUAUUAACCCACAAGAGGGCUCUAAAGAACAGGAAGGAGGCAGAAUUCCUACAAAAUGAAGUAGCUAGAAGGGCAAGAAGUGACUGUGUGUAUGUGGUGGAGAAUUAUACAGCGAGUGCCAACACUAACAAUCGUCGACCAGUAUCUGUGAAGAAUGAUUUUGACACUCACAAUAAGAUAUUGGCCAUUAUACGCCAAUGCCUGGAGUUUGUUGCCACUUAUAGAAGCACCACCCUGACCUCGAAAGGAGCUUAAUAACACUGAGAGAGUAGAGAACAUUUCUUUGGGAUUAUAUAUUGCACUUUUUUCUUUCUUUCUUCUUCUUUUUUUUUUUUUAAAUGAUGUUAAUAACACAUAGUUGGCACCCAGUCUCAUAUUUAUGGCUGGAAGUAAUUGUGAUCUCGUAUUAUAAGUAAAUAGUCUUACUAUAUACUUGAGUUUUAUUUUA